Theobroma umbraticum is the source of this 630-nucleotide messenger RNA. The record is from RefSeq and is a predicted model, not a curated record. Lineage: Eukaryota; Viridiplantae; Streptophyta; Magnoliopsida; Malvales; Malvaceae.
CAAGCUUCCUACACCUACAGUUUAGCCUGCUCACUUGCCUGCCUGCCUGCCUGUUCUUUUUACUGUAAAAUUGAUUCCUUUUUUUCCAAGCCUCUCCUACACCUUCUUUUGCUAUUUGGCUGCAUUGUUAGUCACUUUUACUUCUUCAAAAGCGAAGAAAGCUUGUCGUAAUGGACAGGGUAAGAGAUCUGGCGUCGAAGAAGGCUGCUGUGAUAUUCACUAAGAGCUCAUGUUGCAUGUGCUAUAGCAUCAAGACACUUUUUUAUGAGCUUGGUGCUAGCCCUGCAAUUCAUGAGCUUGACCACGAUCCUAGUGGGAGAGAUAUGGAAUGGGCUCUACGAGGGCUGGGGUGUGAUCCCUCGGUCCCAGCUGUGUUCAUAGGUGGAAGAUUUAUAGGCUCAGCAAAAGAUGUCAUAUCCCUUCAUGUAGAUGGAUCACUGAAACAAAUGCUCAUAGAUGCAAAAGCCAUCUGGUUCUAGAAAUGAUAAAAUCAACUGACCUACUCAAUUGGCAAAGUUAGUAGUACUGUGAAAAUAAAUUUAUAAUACCUUGUUGAAAGAGAAAAUGUUGUACUAGGGGCUUUGCUUUUUCUUGAGUUCCUUGAAUACAUUGUAUGAAAACAUGACACUU